Molecule: messenger RNA, 2343 nt
Organism: Aspergillus mulundensis
Lineage: Eukaryota; Fungi; Ascomycota; Eurotiomycetes; Eurotiales; Aspergillaceae
Exons: 3
Coding region: 1-2343 (780 amino acids)
Source: RefSeq, a predicted model, not a curated record
AUGAAGUUCAGGCAUUCGUCUUUUUGGUCUCGAUUUCGCUACAAGCUUCUUUCCAACCCUGAGAACGCAAAGGAAACCACUGCGACCGGAGCAAGCCCUCAGAGAAAGAAACACUGGAUACAGGGAGUUUAUCUAUGUGCCUACAUAUCUUCCGCCGUCCUGUUAGUUAACCUCAUCUUUCUCGCCGUUGCAGAGAAAUUGGCCGCAGACAUCCGUGACCAGGGAAGUUCAGACAAGAUUCUUAGUUCAUGGGCGUUCCAAGUGAUUCAUGACGGCAGCUGUGCCCUGUCCGAACGAUGGAGCCUUGCGUUGCACUUGAUGAUCAAUGUUCUCGGCACCGCGGUACUGGCUGCCAGCAACUACACUAUGCAAACCCUUGUCGCACCUUGCAGGGAAGAAGUUGAUGCGCAUCACAAAAAAGGUAAAUGGCUUGAUAUUGGGACUUCGAGCAUCAAGAACUUGCUGGUCGUUGGUCGAUAUCGAGCCGUGAUCUGGGCCGUGCUACUGGUGACUGCCACGCCGUUUCAUCUACUGUACAACUCUGCGAUAUAUGCAGUUAUAGCCAAGAGUAGGUACUCGACUGUACUUGCUGCGAGCGACCUGAAUCCAUCUGAUAUAUCAAACUACGCCACACCGGAGUUGGAGUCUUGUUUCCGUUCAACGGCGCCCUCGGCUAACUGGAGCGAUUUUGCGUCCGGAAUUCUCCACAGGGCAUAUAGGAGAGUGGACGAGAACAGCUGCAACAAAUUCCGAAGACAAAUCUACCAGUCCGGUGUUCAAACUGUCGUCGUGCUCUCCGACGAGCUAUCAGUGCAUGACCCUAGCGACCGUUGGAUUCUUUACAGUGACGAUAUCUGGAAUGAUGGUACUCAUCGUUAUGAAGGUCAGGGAUAUCCCUUAAUAAACCAGGAAUUCGUCUUCAGUAUUCCGACUGUCGACAACAGAACCGUGACAUACACACCAGGCAAUUUCACGGUGAGGUUAUGUGAGAGCAAGAACAUCAAUGAUCAUGUGGCAAGGUGCACAGAGGCAGAGUCCUUGGCAGUAUGGUUGAAUGAGACCUGGCCAUGGUCCCUCUCGGAGGUAAACGAAUACGUUGCAGCCCAGGAACUGAACUUUCCUAUUCAAGUUUACUCUGUUGGCAGCAUCUGCCGCGAGGGGCAUCCCUACUACUCAAACAGCCGCCCUUUCUCAAUCAGUGCCGGAUGUCUUUUGCUCAAUGCACCCGAGAGGUGUAGACUGGCUUUUAGCCGGCCUAUUCUCUUGACCAUCAUUGGCGUAACCACCCUGAAGGUCCUGGCAAUGUUCCUUGCUGCACGACUGGACAGGUCACGCUCCGCGCCACUCCUGACUAUUGGUGAUGCCAUUGCAUCAUUCCUCUCAAGGCCUGAUGAUACUACUAACGGAAGAUGUUGGGCUGGCAGACCCGAAGUGCGGAAGACGAUAUGGCCGGCCAAGUCUGCUUCACCCCCAAGACGAUUACCACAGCAGGGCCGCUGGGUACGGGCGGCAACAAUGAAACGAUGGAUUGUAACACUCUCUGUGUCCGGUACAUUGAUUGGAGUGGGAAUAUGGCUACUCUCUCUAGCAGCAAAAGAGCUGGCAGCAAUGAGGGGCCAGGAAGUCAACACUCUACUUUUCAAAACAGGAUUUGGCCAAUACACAGAGCACGAGUACAACUUGUUGGAAGGAAUAUUUACUGCACAAGGACUGGUACUUCUUGCCAACGCGCCUCAGUUCGCGGUUACGGUCAGCUAUUACUUCUACAACAACAUUCUGACAAACAUGCUCGCAGCAUCGGAAUACGAUUCAUACGGGAUCACAAAGAAAGGACUGCGCGUUUCCUGGCCAGAAAUCAAUACCUCUCAACGGUCAACGUAUUGGCUUAGUACUCCUUACCGCUAUAGCGUUCCAGUCCUCGUGCUUUACACAAGUUUACACUGGACACUGUCCCAGAGUCUCUUUUACGUGCAAAUUGUCCGUUACAAAUGGGACCAGACUGCAUAUUGGCCCGGAGACUUUCCCGACGGCCAACUGGCGCUCUCGCCGCUUGCAAUCCUUGUCUCCAUACUUCUCGGCACCCUGAUGGUAUCCCUGUUGCUGGGGUUGGCGUUCCGGAGAUUUCGGUCCAUGGCGCCGUUGGCGGGAAGCUGCAGUCUUGCUAUUAGUGCCGCUUGCCAUCCGGGGGCUGAUGAAGAUGCAGCGACCGCUGCGUCGAGGGAGGUAAAAUGGGGGGAGACGGCGGUUUUGCCGGAGGGAAUGGACGCGGUUGACGGAGUCGGACAUUGCAGUUUUACGUCGAAAGAGGUGUCUGUGCCGUUGAAGGAGAGGAGAUAUGCGUGA